AUGUGUCCACCCAGUAUCUUGAGUAUGAUCAUACUUGCGAUAAUGUUAAAGGAAUACUACGCAGAUCCCUGUUCUUCCUACUCGCUCAUAUUUGGACAGUACCAAAGAUCAUCAAAUUACACAAUACAGUCAACAGACAUCGCUUUCAGUGACAAUUUCUUGUCCGAAGGAUGGUAUCGUUUUAACAGCCGGGCAGGGAAUGACAUUGUAACAUGGGCGCCGUCGAUAUACCAAUGUGGUACCAUAUACCCAGUAUGGAUGCAAGGAACUUUACCAACUUAUAAUGAGGGUGAAGUUAACCGGACCGCCUGUAUAGUUGGUUUGUACGGCAACUGCUCGAAGACAUUGAACAUCAGAGUUAAAAACUGUGGGAAAUACAAUGUAUAUCAUCUGGUACCGGUUCCACAAACAUCCACUGGAUACUGCAUAGGAGAAAACACACAUUGUCCCCCUGGGCAAUCGUCGAUUUCGAGUUUUUCCCCGUGUGAAGAUGUGGUCCCCGUAAAUACAAACCCGGCCGUGAAUGCCUCUUUGGAAAAUAAAAAAACUAAUAUUACUAUGUUUCAAACUGUGGAACCUGUGUUUAAGUGUCUGUUUGAUGAACCUACUGGCGGUCCAUAUUGGUACGAUACCUAUUGGUACAUCAAUACAGAUACUGUCAAAGUGGUAGAAUCUCAGCCUUAUCAGAGCAACCAAAGCUGGCUGUACCCCAAGGACUGGGUGGACAAGUAUGAUCUAAACAUGGUGGUAAAAUGUUCUACACGGGUCCGACAUUGGAAGGAUAGCAUGCCUGGUCAUCACAAUUACAGUGAGGAUUUCAAAGCUGGAAUGUUUCCUUCGUCGUUUUCAUACCGAGUCAAAGAAGGAGAUACCAUUUCCAUCAAGUUUACAGUGACUGUUCCUGUUGGAUGUUUGAACAUGGACCGCCAAAACCUCUGUAAAACUAGCAUAUUUAUAAUUACCCCGGAAUAUCAAUCUUCUGCAAGUUCAUGCCAAAAUUUUAAUAAUCAGGGUGAAAUAUCUUUUGACAAAAAUGGAUGUGGCAUUAUUAUAGAAAGCUCAACCUGGUGGAAACAAACGAUUCUUAAUGUUACCGGAAAAACUGACGGAGUAAUUAACAAAAGAGAUAGAGAAGUGUAUAUCAGAUUGGGAACUUUACGUACACAAAGUCCAGCAGAUAUCUCGGGUGUUUGGUACAAUUUUACUAUGCCUGAUAUAAAGAUUUUAGUUGACGACAGCGAUACGAAAAUAGCAAACAAACUUUGCUUUGCUAGUACAGACCCUAGAAUGGAAACUUUCGACGGACAUAAUUGGACAGCUCAGUUGCCAGGAGAAUUUGUUUUGUACAGAGACAAAGAAAGACGAAUAGCCGUUCACGCCCUAUUCUCCUCUUGUGUCUGGAAUGGCUGGAAAGGACAAGGACCAUGUGGCUGUGGCAUUGCCGUAAGAGUUGAAAACUCUCUGUAUGUCUAUCGCACGUGUGAGGAAAUAUCUUAUCGUUAUUCUAAACCUCUCCUCCAACAUGAAAUCGUUUAUCACAUUUGUGACAAUCGUCACAUGGUGGUGGACAUUGGAGACCCAUGGACAAAGAUUACUCUUCCUAAUGGAGCAAUUGUGCAGUACAUGUAUAAGGUAGGACGAGAUUGGCUUUAUCACAUAUAUGUGACACCUUCCAUCUUUGACGGAGACAACGUUGAGGGAUUGUGUGGAAACCCUAACGGGAAGGCAGACGACUUCAUUCCUCAAGGAUCGUCAUUUCCUACCUCGAAUAUGGUGCGCUUCCAAAAAAGCUGGAGAGUCAAUAUAUAUUCCAAAGAAAGCCUUUUUGGAGUCAACAGAUUACAAGACUUUGGGAAUUUUCAGCUUCAGAAAUAUUGUGAUUGUGCUACAGAAAUCCAUUCAAGUGAAAACUCUAUUGCUAACCACUUCACAGCGAAUUGUUCUAUUGCUACGCCGGCAAUUCUAUGUUCUCAGCAAACAACUACACAGAGAUAUACAUCAACAUGCAAACGUUACCAAGAUCGAUUCAAACGUGAUGUCAAUUUAGAAGAUGACGACAGUGAUGAUGUCAUGGAGGUUUUUCCCCUCAAACUAGAUCCGAGUUUUGAUCCAAAUUUCAUUCCACCUACUCCUACUUGGAAGAAUAAUUGGACUGAAUCUUCUGCACGUGAAUACUGUGAAAAUAUGAUGCUAAAUGACCCAGCUCAAAUUGAGUGUCAGAAGUACAUCCCCAUGGACAAUUCCACAAAAAUUGCGAUAGAAGAUUGUAUUCUUGACAUAAGGGAUAGUGGAACAACUGAAUUUUCUAGCUUAACCAGAGAAUCAUUGGACCACCAAUGCUAUGAACAAAUUAAAAUGUAUGAAGUUUUUCAUGAACCAGAGGAUUUUCAAGAAGUUUCUGUCGUACAAAAAAUCGGUCAACUUGUUUGUCCAAAUAACUGUUCUGCUAAUGGCGAUUGCAACGAAGGAAUCUGCAAAUGCAAUGGAUCAUAUGCUGGUAUCGACUGCUCCCACGACAGAUCGACACCACCUUCCAAUUUAACGUUGCCGGAACAAGGAUUAUGCAAAACAAGCAAACGAGCAUGCGCGAAAACAAACGUCUAUGGUGUCUUUAUAUCCCAAACUGUUUUUGCAAAAUUGGAGGAAUUUAAGAUAACAGAUUCGGGAGAAUUAAAAACUGUUUCAACCAACGUCCUCGAAGCUAAUUAUAUAAAUCCUACGAUGAUACGAGUCACUUUUCCAACCAACUACCGAAAAAGGCGAACACCAUUCAAAAACGUUUAUGCAAGUGGUUUUAAUAUAAGUUUAUCCUAUGAUGAAAUAAACUAUAGCGAUUCCGUGACAUUGGUCAUCUACAAUGACUUAUGUUAUAGCUGCAUUGCAUCGCCAAUGGAAUGCAACAUGACGUCUGCAUGUAACAAAUUUCCCGGAACAACAAAUAAAGCAAAUCACUCUGGCAAAAACGACAUCUUCCUGCCUUUGAUUAUCGGCCUUUGUAUUGUUUGUGUUCUCAUCAUUGGUACAAUCACUACCUUAAUUUUAAUGAAACGAAGACACACAGGUCAAUUUAGUCCAUGGUGUGUAGACGCGAAAAAAACGCGACAUGUGCCCAAGCAUCCGCCAGUUCAGCGCUACGAUACAUUAGAUCUCGACUUUAAGAAAUCCACAUCCCAAAAUUACGAGACACUCGAGUCACCAGUGGUGGGCUGGUCCAAUGCUGCAUUUGACAACUAAACAGAUGACAUAGCAGCUUCCGGUCAUCACAAUGUUAACUGAUCUAUUGUCCUCUUAUAGAAUUGAUUGCUACGCUUUUUUUUUUAAAUCUUAUUGUUUCAGAAUGCUAUAUACUAUGAAAUCUUUAAUAUAUUAUUAAAAAAUGCGAUUAUUGUUUUCCGGGAAUAUAAUCUCCAAGCAGCAUACAGCUAACGAACUUACCCAUAAGCUUAUGUGCAAGCCAGGUUGAAAAAGAAGUUUUUGAUGGGGAUUUGAAGGAAGAGAGUGUAGAUAAAGUAAUUGUAUAGUCACAUAUAUAUAUAUAUAUAUAU
Magallana angulata is the source of this 3545-nucleotide messenger RNA. RefSeq lists its product as uncharacterized. NCBI's taxonomy places the organism in Eukaryota, Metazoa, Mollusca, Bivalvia, Ostreida, Ostreidae. The record is from RefSeq and is a predicted model, not a curated record. Bases 1 to 3234 code for a protein of 1077 amino acids. The transcript has 18 exons.